Messenger RNA from Drechmeria coniospora, 786 nucleotides. RefSeq lists its product as uncharacterized. The transcript has 2 exons. The coding region runs from base 1 to 786 and encodes 261 amino acids. The record is from RefSeq and is a predicted model, not a curated record. Lineage: Eukaryota; Fungi; Ascomycota; Sordariomycetes; Hypocreales; Ophiocordycipitaceae.
AUGCUGCAUCGACCGGAACGAGAGAUGGCAGACGAGGCAGGAGGCGGAUGCAGGGAUGCGCAGGCAGCCUCGUCGUACGCUCCCCUCACCCCCGUCAAAGACGAGAGUGGCGACUGGCUCGAAGCACUCAACCAUGACGGUGCCGCAGAGGUUCCGUUCGCUGCAUCAAGUACAUGCUCCGCGGCGACAUGCCAGCCGCAAGCCCUUUGUGCCCAUCAUGCAGUGAGCGGCACGGAGUGCCUACAUACUGCGCAGGUUGGGGGUGCGCCGACGACGCCUGCCGCGAUGCCUCCUGCGCUCGAGCGACGAGCACGAGCACGAGCACGAGCACGAGACGAGCACGAGCACGAGCUCCGUUUCAACCGCUGUUCGGGAGACGGGAGGACGAAGAAGUCUGCGAGACGAGCGACGAGAAGCGCAGACGUCGAGGCGGAACACAAGGCGCAGGCGAUGACGGUCACCGUCGAGCCGGUCGCCGAACUCGCGUCUCCUCGCCGAACUGGGUUCACCCCCCCCCCCUCUCCUCCCCCCUCCCCGUUUCCUCCCCUCGUGCCCCUCGUCUCCGGUUUCCUUUGGUCCACUCAUGCUCGCCCCUCGCCCUCCCUCACGCUCCUCAUCCUUGCGCCUCCAAGUGACGGCAUCACGGCCGCGAGCGAUGGCCGCCGAGAUGAGCAUCGCCGAGACGGUCGACACUCGAUGGCUGUCGGUACGAGGCUGAGCGUCCUGGUCCUCGCUCUCGUACAGAAACGGCAAGACUUUGUCCCAAACGGGCCACGGCUGGGAUGA